CCUUCUUACAUAGGUAUACCUGAAGCCUCCGCACCUUGGGAGACGCUUGAUUGCAACUCUCUCAAAGCCCAAGCUCACCACGCUCCUUACCUGCGCUGUCUUGUUCCAACUCAAAAUACUCUACAAACGUGGGUUUGCCGCUCAACAUGCCUCACUCAGAGUACGACACAGAGCCCCGGAUCGAUACAAGCAUCAAGCACGGCGACUGGCGUGACGACCUCUACCGCGAUGGCUACUAUGUAGUCAAGGGCGUGUUGCCCACGGAAAAGGCGCAGUCCUACGUUGAUCGCAUGUUCAAUUGGCUUGAAAGUUUUCCGUAUGGCUUCAAGAAAGACGACAAGUCAACGUGGAACCCAAAGCACCUGCCCGACCACAUCAAGGGAGGCAUGUUCUACGGCUACCACUGCCAACACGAAAAAGUCCUCUGGGAUGCCCGCACCGAACCCGCCAUCAUCGACGCCUUCGCUAAGCUCUGGGGCACCUCCGAUCUCCUCGUCUCUUUCGACGGGAUGAACUUUACAUUACCUGCAGAGCACCCGCCUAGCGAACCCUGGCCUCACGUCGAUCAGAACCCGAUACGCAAGGGUAUGCAAUGCAUCCAAGGCAUCCUGAACCUCGCCCCCAACGGCCCCACCGACGGCGGCCUGCUCGUCAUGAAAGGCUCGCACGCGCUAAACGAGCAGUUCUUCAAGAAGUUCCCCGAAAAGGUUGGCCGCGGCACCUGGGGCUCGAUUGACUGGUUCGGCUUCGAGAAGGACGAGGUGACGUGGUUUGAGGACCGGGGCUGCGAGCUCGUCAAGGUCUGCGCAGACCCGGGAGACUUGAUUCUCUGGGACUCGCGCACCAUCCACUACAACAAGCUCCCGGAGUCUCAGAAUUUGCGGGCCGUCAUGUACAUCUGCUAUACCCCUGCGGCGUUUGCCUCGGAAGAGGAUAGGAGGAAGAAAGUAGACUACUACAACAGCAAGCUAGGCACCACGCACUGGCCGCACGCCAACAUCUUCCACCAGGAAGACAAGCACCUCCGGCUUGGCAAGCCGGACACGUACUCCCGGGACGCGCCGUUCGAGGAGGCAGAGGAGACGGAGCUGGUGCUGAAGUUGGCGGGUGUGAAGGCGUACUAGGUAGAUGAUGUCCUUCAUCCGUUCCUUGCUUGAUAGGACGAAAGCGCAAUGCCAUGAUGUGUACGUCAACCACCCUUCAUAUCAACGACCGCAUCCCC
Molecule: messenger RNA, 1222 nt
Organism: Paraphaeosphaeria sporulosa
Lineage: Eukaryota; Fungi; Ascomycota; Dothideomycetes; Pleosporales; Didymosphaeriaceae
Exons: 3
Coding region: 147-1124 (325 amino acids)
Source: RefSeq, a predicted model, not a curated record